UAUCACUGCCACACACAGUCCAGAGAAGAGCAGAACAAUCUCCAGAGUGUCCAUCAGUUGGAAGAUUAUGGAAAAAAAUCAGCAGCCAACGCCUGAUCAACCAAAGAGCAGCACAGCCAUGGCGAGGAAAGACAUCCUGGAAUCAUCAGACUACUUUAUGGCUGUAGCCGUCCUGUCAGCCCAAAGGAGCAAAGACCCAAGCACACAGGUGGGGGCCUGUAUAGUGAACCAGGAGAAUAAGGUAGUUGGCGUUGGUAACAAUGGCAUGCCCAACGGCUGUGAUGAUGCCCAGCUGCCGUGGGCCCGCACUGCUGCUGACCCGCUUAAAAAUAAAUACCUUUACGUGUGCCACGCAGAGCUGAAUGCCAUCAUGAACAAGAACAGCGCUGACCUGAGAGGCUGCACCAUUUAUGUGACUUUGUUCCCCUGCAAUGAGUGUGCCAAGCUCAUCAUCCAGGCUGGAAUAAAGGAAGUGGUCUGUCUUUCUGAUAAGUACCAUGACACAAAAGAGACGGUCGCUUCCAAAAAACUGCUCAAUGCGGCACGUAUACAAUGCAGUCAGAGGCUGCUGUUGGCCCAGAGGCUUAUACUGGAGUAG
Molecule: messenger RNA, 598 nt
Organism: Epinephelus lanceolatus (giant grouper)
Lineage: Eukaryota; Metazoa; Chordata; Actinopteri; Perciformes; Serranidae
Source: RefSeq, a predicted model, not a curated record